Messenger RNA from Gastrolobium bilobum, 1602 nucleotides. RefSeq lists its product as uncharacterized. Bases 1 to 1602 code for a protein of 533 amino acids. Lineage: Eukaryota; Viridiplantae; Streptophyta; Magnoliopsida; Fabales; Fabaceae. The record is from RefSeq and is a predicted model, not a curated record. The transcript has 3 exons.
AUGGUAGGGAAUAAUGAAGCGGACAAUCCACUCAUGGACACCAUUCUGACGCCACUAUUUAACAGGCCCAAUUCAAGUAUUGUCCAUCCUGAAGUUGGCAACAAUAAUUGGGAUCUCAAGUCUGAUAAUAUUCGACUGGUGAAGAGAGCUCAUUUUGGUGGAGAGGAUGAUGAAGACCCUCAUAGGUUCAUAAACAGAUUCCUGAUGAUCUGUGACUCGACUAAACAUCCUCAAGUGUCCAAUGAUGCAGUCCGGCUGAGACUGUUUCCUUUUGCUCUUAAAGGAAAAGCUUUGAAUUGGUUGGAGAGGCAGCCUGCGAGAAGUGGUAGCAUUAAGUCAAUGAGAGCAAAUGAGACUCUUGAAUUGAUUGAAAGAAUGGCUGCCAAUGAAAAUGAAGGGUUGUCAUCUAAGCCUAAGAGAGGCAUUCUUCACCUAAACAACAAUGAUGCAACAUUGGAAGGUCAUGAAUCUAAUGAAUGUCCUACCUUGCUAUAUGAUGAUCCUCCUCAACAGGUGCAUGUAAAUGGCGUGUGGUAUGAUCAGAGGCCCCCACCACAAAAUGUUCCAAGAAAUCUGAAUUUUCCUUCUGGAAACAAUAACUUCCAGAGGAGGGUGCAGGGUACUGGUCUUGACUUCAAGUCCAAUAAUUAUCUGCAACCACCACCAGUUCAACCGAAGGAACCUUCUGAUUUAGAGAAGGUAGUGGGACAAAUGGCCCAACAUUCUAAUGCUUUCAUGGAAGAGACUCGGGCAAAUACCAGAAAUACACAAGCCUCCAUCAGAAAUUUGGAGAACCAAAUUGGCCAGAUAGCUAAACAGAUGGCUGAAAGAGCUCCAGGAACCUUCCCUAGCAAUACAGUUACUAAUCCGAAGGAUGAUUGUAUGGCUAUAACUACUAGAAGUGGUAAAGUGGUGGCAGCUCCAACAAAGCCAAUCACAAAUGUGGAAGCUGAAGAAAAAUUCAAGGAGCCCGAAGAAGAAGUGGUAAAUCCUUCUGAAGUUGAGAAACCUGUUCAAAAAGGUGAAGAAGAGGAGCCACAAAUUAUUGCUGCUGAGAAGAAUAAAUUCGAGCUGAAUCCUGAAUACGUGCGAGCUAUGGAACCUUACCUAGAAAGGUUCAAGAAAGAUGCUCAGAAACAACAAUAUUCAAGAUUUCUGGAUAUCUUCAAGAAGUUACAUGUGAACAUACCUUUUGCUGAAGCUUUGGCUAACAUGCCAAACUAUGCCAAGUUCAUGAAGGACUUGUUGUCAAGAAAACAUAAGUUGCAGGAAUGCCAAACAGUAACACUCACUGAAGAGUGUAAUGCCAUCAUACAAAAGAAGUUUCCUCCCAAACUCAGUGAUCCAGGAAGCUUCAAUAUUCAAAUUGCUAUUGGUAACACUGAUGUUGGCAGAGCACUAUGUGAUCUUGGGGCAAGUAUUAAUCUGAUGCCAUUAUCUAUUUGUAAAUCUCUGGGAAUUACUGAGUUAAAACCCACUAUGGUUUCUCUACAACUUGCUGAUAGAUCUUUGAGGAGACCAAGUGGUAUUAUUGAAGAUGUGCUUGUUAAGGUGGAUAAGUUCAUCUUCCCAGCUGAUUUUGUGGUAUUAGACAAGGAAUAG